AUGCCCAUCACUAGCACAUCAAAGGAACCUCUAUCUGAUACCGAAUUUGACAAACUAUGGACACUUGAAGACACAUUCACCCAUCCACAAUUCCGUUUGUUGUAUGUUCCUCCCAAAGAUGAACAUGACAUGAUGACGAUUAUUACACCUUCCAAACACGAGCCAUCUUACGUCCCUGAUCGCAAAUUUUAUGCUCUAUCACAUUUAUGGGGAACCGAUCCAAAGGAUAACCUAUGGGAAGUGAGCGACUUUAUCAGUGACGAGGAUGGUACUACAGUGGAACCAAUACCAAUGAGACAAGAGAAACGCGAGGCCUUCUUGAAUCUACUACAAGAGAACCCUGGCUACUGGUGGAUUGAUGUCUUGUGUUGCAGGACCGACACGCCACCUAUCAUCAUGCGAGGUGUGUAUGGUUGCUGCCAUACGUGUUUUGCUAUGAUUGAUUGUCCACCCAUAGCAAUUGAAUUUUUCUCAGCGGAAGUCCUUAGCUCGCUCGAUUCGAUGUCAUCAACCAGGGAAGGAUGGCCGCAUGUUGGGGAUAUUUGGAAAUGCCGUUGGUUUUCACGUGUAUGGACCAUGCAAGAAUUGGCCCUUCCGUCUUCAGUUUUAUUACUCUCAGAGACAUGUGAUAUGCCUUGUUACCUCUCUGUUGACUCGCUUCAUCACCAGCUGGAGUAUCAUUUUCAUUCCAAGGAGGACAAGAACACCAAAGAUCUCAAGAAUCAUCUUUUAAACAUGCGAUGCGUCUUUCAAUGGUUCCAUGAUGAUGAAGAAUUCCUCGAUACAACAUUCGGAAGUCUCAAUAGACUAUUAGCUAUGUUCGCCGAAUCUGAACGAUCAUGUUACUUUGCCGAAGAUUAUGUGUAUGGCGUACUAGGCAUCUUCGGUUGGGAUAUCCCACGACUGAAUGAUCUGAGAGGUUUAUGGGAUCACUUCGUCUUUAGCAUCUGUGAGUUUGCAAAGAAGGCCUUUUGGACAGAGGUUAAGAACAACUUUGAGACCACCCUGUAUGGCCUUGAGGAUGUACAAUGUCCAGAAACUGCCGUCAAGCAUUGCCAGGAAUUUAUGUAUAUAGGCGCUUCUGGGGACGUUGAAUCAUGUCCACUAUCGAGAGCAUGCAACAUGGCAGACGUGUAUCAGCAAUUAUCAUUAGCAUUGUACAUCAGCACGGGUGAACGUUCAUGUGUUGUUUGUAAACGUGUCCUUAGAGCGCUGCGCUCUUCACCUUCCGUUAAAGUCAUUUGGUGUUAA
Molecule: messenger RNA, 1251 nt
Organism: Lichtheimia ornata
Lineage: Eukaryota; Fungi; Mucoromycota; Mucoromycetes; Mucorales; Lichtheimiaceae
Exons: 1
Coding region: 1-1251 (416 amino acids)
Source: RefSeq, a predicted model, not a curated record